This is a messenger RNA of Saccostrea cuccullata (small rock oyster), 558 nucleotides long. RefSeq names its product angiopoietin-4-like. NCBI's taxonomy places the organism in Eukaryota, Metazoa, Mollusca, Bivalvia, Ostreida, Ostreidae. The record is from RefSeq and is a predicted model, not a curated record. The transcript is spliced from 5 exons. The coding region runs from base 1 to 558 and encodes 185 amino acids.
AUGUGUCAAAGGGAGUGCGUCGUCUUUGGUUUUAAUCCUGAAAUGAAGAAAUGCCGUACCCACAAGAAAAGUCUAACGUCUGGGCUGUCUGAGGAGGCCGGUUGGAGAUACUACUCGGAUAACGAUUUUUCUAGUAUGCCCAAAGAUUGCAAAGAUCUUCGAGAUAACGGACAAAACAUUACAGGGGUAUAUGAUAUAUACCCCUACGGUACACUAACAAUACCUGUUAGUGUUUUCUGCAACAUGACCAUAAUGGGCGGUGGAUGGACGGCAAUUCAGAAACGCGUAGACGGAUCUGUGAGCUUUGACAGGAAUUGGACAGAAUAUAAAAAUGGUUUUGGUUCACCGAAACAGAAUGUCUGGGUUGGAAAUGACGUAAUUCAUCAAUUAACCAAAGAAGGUACCUCAUCCUUGUAUGUGAACAUAACUUUACAAAAUGGUACAACGCUGUAUGAAAUAUACGACGAAUUCUCUGUCUCCAACGAAGCAGGAAAAUAUCAACUAUUUCUUGCAGGACCUGUCUCAGGAACCUUAGGAAAACUGUGUAUCUCAGACUAA